Messenger RNA from Telopea speciosissima, 2320 nucleotides. RefSeq names its product calcium-dependent protein kinase 13. Gene Ontology annotation, biological process: peptidyl-serine phosphorylation; intracellular signal transduction; protein autophosphorylation. NCBI's taxonomy places the organism in Eukaryota, Viridiplantae, Streptophyta, Magnoliopsida, Proteales, Proteaceae. Bases 318 to 1916 code for a protein of 532 amino acids. Gene Ontology annotation, cellular component: nucleus; cytoplasm. The record is from RefSeq and is a predicted model, not a curated record. The transcript has 7 exons. Gene Ontology annotation, molecular function: ATP binding; calcium-dependent protein serine/threonine kinase activity; calcium ion binding.
AAAAGAAAAGAAAAAAAGAAAAGAGAAAGAAUAGAACAACAUUGCCGUACAAAUCAGUAAUUGGCUGAGAUUUGCAGAGAAGCUCUUCUCUCAACCAAUCAAACCACAUUCUCUCUCUCUCCCUGACCUCUCUUCUAAGUAUCCUUCAAUCCACACAUCAUAAUCGGUCAGUCUCUGAAACUCUGAACUCUGAACUCUGAACUACUACUCUCUUCUUCUUCAUCUUCUUCAUGAUCAUCAUCAUGUUAAACCCUAGCUAGGGUUAGGUUUUUGGCUUUACUGGAUCGUCUCCACAUUCUCAAAUCUGGACCGAUUUGAUGGGAAACUGUUGUAGAUCUCCCGCAGCGGUCGCAAGGGAGGACGUGAAGUCGAACUUCGCAGGUCACGAUCAUGGCCGAAAGGACAGAUAUGGAGGUGAUACUGGUUCCGGAGGCAAGAAGACUAUCACAGUCUUACCUGAUGCUCCUAAGGAAGCGAUCGAGGAGACGUACAUGGUUGAUAGAGAAUUGGGUCGAGGUGAGUUUGGUGUAACUUACUUGUGUAUUGAUCGUGAUACUAGAGAACUUUUGGCAUGUAAAUCGAUUUCGAAGCGGAAGCUUCGGACGACGGUGGAUAUUGAGGAUGUGAGGCGAGAGGUGGCGAUCAUGAAGCAUUUGCCGAAGAAUUCGAGUAUUGUGAGCUUGAAGGAGGCGUGUGAGGAUGACAAUGCGGUUCAUUUGGUGAUGGAAUUGUGUGAGGGUGGGGAAUUGUUUGACCGGAUCGUGGCUCGUGGUCAUUAUACGGAGCGAGCUGCUGCUACUGUCACGAGGACAAUUGUGGAGGUUGUUCAGCUCUGUCACAAACAUGGGGUGAUCCACCGAGACUUGAAGCCCGAGAACUUCCUCUUUGCGAACAAGAAGGAGAAUUCGCCUUUGAAGGCCAUCGAUUUUGGCUUAUCCAUCUUCUUCAAGCCAGGUGAAAAAUUCUCUGAAAUUGUUGGAAGUCCAUACUACAUGGCUCCAGAAGUGCUCAAGCGUAAUUAUGGACCUGAAAUAGAUAUAUGGAGUGCAGGAGUGAUUCUAUACAUCCUACUGUGUGGGGUUCCUCCAUUUUGGGCUGAGUCAGAGCAAGGGGUUGCACAGGCCAUUCUCCGCGGGCUAAUAGAUUUUAAACGGGAUCCAUGGCCAAAUAUUUCGGAGAGUGCAAAGAGUCUUGUUCGACAGAUGUUGGAGCCUGACCCAAAAGUCCGGUUAACUGCAAAGCAAGUGCUUGAACAUCCUUGGCUCCAAAAUGCUAAGAAGGCUCCAAAUGUUCCCCUUGGAGAUGUUGUCAAGUCACGGCUUAAACAGUUUUCUAUGAUGAACAGAUUCAAGAGGAAAGCCUUGAGGGUUAUUGCUGAUCAUUUAUCCAUUGAAGAAGUUGAAGACAUCAAAGAAAUGUUUGAGAAGAUGGACAUAGAUAAUGAUGGUAUUGUUUCAAUUGAGGAACUGAAAGCUGGACUUCAAAAAUUUAGCUCUCCGCUUGCAGAAUCUGAUGUGCAAAUGCUAAUUGAAGCUGUUGAUACCAAUGGGAAAGGAAAACUUAAUUUUGGAGAAUUUGUUGCUGUAUCCCUUCAUCUACAAAGAAUGGCCAAUGAUGAGCAUCUUCGCAAGGCCUUCUCCUAUUUUGACAAGGAUGGCAAUGGUUAUAUUGAUCCAGAAGAGCUCCAGGGUGCCUUGAUGGAGGAUGGAACCAUCACCAGUGCAGAUGUGGCAAAUGACAUCUUCCAAGAAGUAGACACUGACAAGGAUGGGAAAAUCAGCUAUGAGGAAUUUGCUGCAAUGAUGAAAACUGGAACAGAUUGGAGGAAGGCUUCUCGACACUACUCAAGAGGGAGGUUCAAUAGCCUAAGUGUAAAGCUGAUGAAAGAUGGUUCUUUAAACAUGGGCCAUGAGUAGCAUAUAACCGUUGGUAUAUCUCACUGGUCAAUACAAAUCCUUGGGACAUUUUCUUGGACUAUAUAUUUUUUUUUCUUCUUUCACUUCCCCUUGAUAUUUUUGUGGGGACCUUAAUUCAGCCGGCCCCUAUGAUUGGUGGCUUACAAGGGUCCUGGAGAGGAGAGUUAAUUGUUGUCCAUUUUCUUCCACUGUUAAAUGAGUAGGAACAGUGUCUUCUGGCUCCAUUAUGUAUGAUUCUAUCCUGUCUUACCAUAUCAACCUCCAGUGUGUAUUCCAUGUGCAGAACUUGUAUUCGUGGGAUUAGUAGCAGUGUAGUAUUUCCUUGUAAAAGAAAUUUUUAGGCUUGGUGUUCCAUGUUAUCUGUUGGGUUGUAGUUGGGAUGAGAAUAGAUUUAGUUUAUAUUA